Molecule: messenger RNA, 2469 nt
Organism: Trichogramma pretiosum
Lineage: Eukaryota; Metazoa; Arthropoda; Insecta; Hymenoptera; Trichogrammatidae
Exons: 8
Coding region: 1-2469 (822 amino acids)
Molecular function (GO): protein binding
Source: RefSeq, a predicted model, not a curated record
AUGAUGCUGAUGAAAUUAGAAUUAUUAUUGAUUAAUCUUAAUUAUUUGUUAACAUUUUUUCUUACGUGUAAUUGUGAAUUAUUUGAUAACGAGACUGUGGAAAUAUUUUUCGACGAUCAAAAUUCCAAUUCAAGCGAGCUCGAAUUCGACGAGGGGUCGCUCGACGGCGUCGCGACAAAAAUCGAAGACCUGAAAGCGGAAAGCAGUCCCGACUCGCUGAUCGUGUCUUGGCGUGUUUCCGGCAAGAACGCGAGUUUCUACCGGAUCGACUGGUACAAAAAAGUGUCCAGCAGCCAGCAGCAGGACGUCCCCGUCGGCUCGGCGAAUCGGAGCUUCGUCGCCGAGGACCCGACGACGAGCUAUACCAUCGAGGAUCUGGAGUCGUGCACGACGUACAACGUGACCGUGACGCCCGACGAUUCGCUCGUGGCUCGCAGAGACGUCCUCGCGACCACUCUCAAAUCUCAAGCCGGAGCGCCGCUGAUCCUGACCGUCGAGCCGAUCCUGUACGGCGGCCACUCGGCGCUCAAUGUCUCGUGGCAGCGUCCCCGGGGCUCGGGCAGCGCCUGCAUAGAUCGCUACGAGGUCGCCAUCGAGACGCUCCUGGCCGAGGGCGAGUCGCACAGCGACGUGAAGAGCACGUCCGACACCUCGGCCCUGUUUCUGCAGCUCUACGCCUGCGCCUCGUACCUGGUGAGCGUCAGGGCGAUCGACCGCGACGGCGCCGAGGGACUCGUGUCGACCAUACAGUCCAAGCCUACCCUGCCCAGAGUCAGCUCGGCACCGAAGCUGAUAAACCAGCAGAACCUGCCUCCGUUCACGUCGACCAAGUCCUCGAUCACACUGCAGUGGCACGUGCAGAACGAGGCGAGCAACUGCAGCGUCCAGUCGGUCUCGACCGAGUGCAACUUGUCCUACACCGAGGGCUACGGCUACGAGCCGAUCGAGCGGGGCCGGGCGAAUCGCAGCUGCAACGCCCGCCUCGUGCCCCGGCUGCAGCUCGUCGUCUCGGGCCUCAGCCCGUACACGCGCUACCUCUGCUGGGGCUGGGCCCACAACGAGGCCGGGCCCAGUGCCGCGGGCAUGCCCGUGCCCAUCUUCACCAAGGACGACGCCUCCUCGGCCCCGGCCAAGUUUCGUCUCGCCGAUCUCGGUACCGGCCGGGGCUUCCGCUUCGACUGGGACGCGCCCGAGAUCAUGCCCGGCCGACUGCUGCAGUAUCGCCUGAGGCUGCUGGGCGAGCCCCUGUACCCGGUGCCGGAUCACUGCCACGUCGAUCGAGCCCACCUGGUGGACGACUUGGCCGCGGACCAGACGAGCUACGAGUGGCUCGGCGGCGACGGCUUCACCAACUACACGGCCUGGAUCGAGGCCAAGACCCGCAGCGGCUGGAGUCCCCGCAGCCAAGCGAUCUACUUUCGGAGCCAGUUCCGGGGCGUGCCCGACAGAGUCACCGAUCUCAAGUACGCGACGAGGGCACGGGCCAACGACAGCAACGCCCUGGACACGAUACUGAGCUGGCAUCUGCCCUGCUCGCUGCGCGGACCCCUCAAACGCUUCGAGGUGUUGGUGCUCGGUCAUCGGGCCAACUGGCGCAAUCACUCGUUCGCCAAUUUCGUGCCGGUCGACGAUAAAGAUCGCUUCCAGAAGAACGAGCGAUUCUCCGUGAGUCUGGGCGAGCUCAAGCCCCAGUUCACCUACAGCUUCCGGGUGAGCGCCGUCAUCGAGGGCGAUCUCAAGGGCGAGCCGGCCGAGUACGUCACGGAGUAUCCCUCGGGGAUACCGCCCCAGCCGAGCGAGGACUACAUGAAGUCGAUCGCCCUGGACCGAGCGAACGUGCGCUGCACCACGAGCUCGUUCGAGAUCCUGCUGCCGCUGUUCCCCGACACCAACGGCUACGUGCAGUUCUACGCGAUUCUCGUGUCGCGCCUCGGCUACCCGUACGAGCGCCUGAGUCGACGCUUCGUCGCCACGAGCCAGGAGCCCGACGGCGUCUGGCCCAACGUCUCGUCGUGGCGCGAGGCCAUGGAACGCGACUUUCGGAUACCCUACCAGGUCACCGAGCCCUACUGGACUCCCUAUCCCAACUUUAUCCUGGAUUACGGAGGAAUAAAGGCGGUCAAGUAUACGAUCGGCGACGACAGUACCUGCAAAGACUUUUCGCUGACCAACAAGCGCAAGCUCUUCUGCAACGGGCCGCUGAAGCCCGACACGAGCUACGAGGUGCGCAUGAUGGCCUUCACCAACGGCGGCUACGCCGAUUCACGGGCUUUCGUCGUAAAGACCGCUGCGGAAAUGAACCUGGUGCUCAUCAUUUGCAUUGUGAUUGGAGUGCUGUUUUUUGGAAUCUUCAUUGCUCUGUGGGUAGCUUACAAGGCUCGGGUCAGCAGGAAGCACAAGGAUUCAGCGAGGGAUGACUGUUCGAAUACAGACAAAGCGAUGGAUCAUUCUAAUGUUUAUGAAACUUGA